AUGAUUCGGUCCCUCAUCUCCCUCGCCUCCCUGGCGACCACCCUCGGCGCCCGCAGCGCGCUCGGCGCCACCUCCACCGCCACAUCCGCAGCCUCCGCAUCCCUCCCCUCCCCCACCGCCAUCGACCUCGCCUCCGGCGGCGGCACCGUCGGCGCCCUCUUCCGGCCCGCGCCGGGCGGCGACGCCGCCAAGGCGGCCACCGCCAUCAUGGUCAUGCACGCCGAGCAGGACUACUGGUCGUUCUACCCGUGCACGGAGCUGCCGGCGCGGGGCUACACGGUGCUGUGCGCCAACAACGCGGCGAGCAAGUCGGGGUACAUGUCUGAUCUGAAUUUCGAGGACAUGAUGGUGGAUGUGGGGUACGCGGUGGGGUGGUUGCGGAAUCAAAGCGACAUUGAGAGGGUGGUGUUGUUUGGGCAUAGUGGCGGCGGUGCGAUGCUGGCGCAGUAUCAGAAUGUGGCGGAGAAUGGGGCGGCGGCGUGUAAUGGGAGUGAGAAGAUUAGCCCGUGUUCGAGCGCCGUGGAGGGGCUGCCGGCGGCGGAUGGGGUGGUGUUGGAUGAUGCGAAUUUUGGGAUUGGGCCGAUGAUGGUUAUGUCGUUGAAUCCGGCGAUCACGGAUGAGACGUCGGGGAUGCAGAUUGAUGAGGCGCUGGAUUUGUACAGUGCGGCGCAUGGUUGGAGCAGCACUGGCUCGUCGAACUACAGCGCGGAGUUUGCUAAGCAGUUCGCGGCUGGCGUCCAUGCGCGGAAUACUCGCCUCAUCGCCUAUGCGAAGGAGCGGUUGGCGGCGAUUGAGAAUGGGACGGGGUUGUUUGCGGAUGACGAGCCGUUUUACAUCCCCGACGCGCUGUAUCUCGGCAUGAACAACAAGUUCUUUCCCCAGGACCUGAGCUACCUCCACCACACCACCUACCCCUGGAAACUCCUCCACAAGAACGGCAGCUACACCACACAAAUAGUCCCCUCCGUCCGCACCGCCACCACCGUCUCCUCGCUGGCCAACUCGUAUCUGAACGGCGGCCUCAAGACGACCAUCAAGCGCUUCCUGGCCACCUUCGCCGUCACCACCACCGAGGACUUCGGCUACCAGGCCGACGGCGUGACCGGCAUCGUGUGGAACUCGUCGCAGCUGGUGCCCAUCGCCGCCGUCAAGGGCAUCCACGUGCCCCUGCUGACUAUGGGCAAUACGGGCCACUACGAGUUCAUGAAUAUUGAGAAGACGCACUUGGCCGCCGUGAGUAAUGAUACUGAUAUCGCGUUUGUGGAGGGCGCGCAGCAUACGAUUAAUACGUGUACGGAGUGUGAGGCGUAUGCGGGCGAGUUUGGUGAUACGGUUAAGACGACGUUUGAUUAUGUUGAUCAGUGGUUGAGCAAGCCUGGGCGGUUUUUCUGA
Messenger RNA from Lasiodiplodia theobromae, 1392 nucleotides. RefSeq names its product Alpha beta hydrolase. Bases 1 to 1392 code for a protein of 463 amino acids. The transcript is spliced from 2 exons. Lineage: Eukaryota; Fungi; Ascomycota; Dothideomycetes; Botryosphaeriales; Botryosphaeriaceae. The record is from RefSeq and is a predicted model, not a curated record.